GCUCAGCCGCUGGGCCUUUCCCCAUUGGCUGCGGUCGCCCCUGCUCCGCUUUCUUGCUCAGUCUCGGCGGCCCCCAUGGGGCCCGCCUGGGCUGAGCUACCUGGCUGGGCUGGGCUGCCUCCAUUCCCUCCUGGCCGCCUGCUCUCUGCUGCUGCACCCUGCCCGUCCCCCGCCAGACCUCAGCAGAACCCAAAUGGCAGCAGCAGGAGGAGGAGGGAAAGGAGGCUUCCGUCGUGGGUCCCCUUGGCUGCCCCUCCUCGUCGCCCUGCUGCUGGGGGCUGAGCUUGUGCAAGUGGAGGACAUCCUGUCACAGGUGUCCUUUGUGCAGAGGACGCUCAGCUCUGAGGAGGGACCCGGGGAGUUCAUGUUUGAAUUUGAUGGGGACGAGGUUUUCUAUGUGGACCUGGACCAGAAGCAGGUGAUCUGGCGGCUGCCCGAGUUCCAGGACGUCACCACCUUCCAGGCAGAGAAUGCUGAGAGCAAUGUAGCUGCCCUUCGCUAUAACAUGGGCGUCCUCAUGAAGCGAUCCAACUACACUCCUGCUGAGAAUGUCCCUCCCAAAGUGACGGUGUAUCCAGAGAAGCCGGUGGAGCUGGGGGACCCCAACAUCCUCAUCUGCUUGGUGAACGCGUUCUCUCCUCCCGUGGUGAAUAUCACAUGGCUGAAGAAUGGGCAGGAGGUGAUGGGAAGUGCAGCCGAGACAGAUUUCUACCCCAACAAGGACAACACCUUCCACAAGUUCUCCUACUUGACUUUCAUCCCAGGCGCAGACGACAUUUACUUCUGCCGGGUGGAGCACUGGAGCCUGGAGCAGCCCUUGGUGAAGGAAUGGAAUCCCAACACGCCAGAGCCCCUCCCGGAAACUGCAGAAGACCUGGUGUGUGGCCUGGGUCUGGCUGUGGGCAUCGUAGGCAUCAUCAUGGGUAUCGUUCUCAUCAUCAAGAGCAGGCAGAAGAAGGAAACCAGUUGCCGCCGGGACCGCCUAUAAAAAAGGGUCAGUCAAUGUGCCACAACCUGCCUGUGGAAUCUGCUCCUGUCCUUGUUCCAGCUUGCAUCAUUUACCAAUUCUGCUCCAUUCCUGGCAGUGCCUUUCCUCCCCAAACUGUUUAGGAAACUUGGCGCUUUCCAGAGAUGCUUCAGUUCCCAUCAGAGCUUGCGGAUCUGGCCUCUCCCACGAAUCCUAAGUUGCACAACUUGAAAUUGCUUGCAGGGCAGAUGGUGGUGCUUUUAGGGCAUCAAAUCCAGGGACAGCCAAGAAAGGGGUAUGUUGUCUGUGCCAACAACCACAGCACCCCACCCCACCCCCGCCAAGACUUAAGGGCUGCUAGUUCCAAAAUGGGUGCAGGGAGAUGCUGUCUGUGUCUUUCUGUGGGAGAGUUUGGUUCUCCUCCUUGGCUGAUUGAAGAUGCACCCUGCCUACCACUCAAGGGUUUUGUAGAGAGGCUACUGUGGUUCAUAGCAUUGUACCAGAUCAAGGAGGUAUCAAGAUCAAGUUGCUAGUGAGGAACGAGAGUGGAUUCUAAGGGUGCCACUUUUUUUAUAGGCCCUCCUUUGCCUUUAACAGCAUCCUGGGAGGCAGAAAUCAGCCAGGUGAAGCUUUUAUUGUAACGAAGAUAGUGAGGUAGAAAAAGCUUCAUCUGCUCCAUUUCUGUGUGCCUGUUAGAGGCCCAGGAAUAGGGGCCACUGGAAAAGGCAGGGACCUGGGAUCAGUCUCAGGAAGCCAUUCUCCAUGGUGGGGUCAUUGGGAUCCAUCCAAGUAACUGAGCAAAGCUGGGGAACCAACCAGGAAGGGUGAAGAUUUAGGUGCUCCCCAUGAAUCCAAAUCUGCCAAAACUUCCUCAAGGGCAGGGCUGCCCAACUCCAGCCCUCCAGCUGCUGUUGGACUACAACUCCCAUAAUCCCCAGUCACAGUGGCCAAUAGUCAAGGGUGAUGGGAAUUGUUGUUCAACAGUACAGCUGGCCUGCUCAAGGGGAAAUUGUGUGAGUCAAUCUCUGCUGUGCUGAUAGAGAGAUUUGGGGUUGAAUCCCUCUGGGCUGGGGGAGGGUGGAUUCUGCUAUGGAACAUGUGCCUUGCUGAGCCUGUGCAUUGCAGCCCCUGCCUCUCACUUCUACUGCUGCUACUACAAAAAGAAGAGCUCUGCUGGACCAGGCCGAUCAAGUCCAGCAUCCUGUUUCACACUGUGGCCCACCGGAUGCUGCUGAGAAGCCCACAGGCAAGAGGGGAGGGCAGGCCCUCUCUCCUGCUGGUGCUCUCCUGCAACUGGUGAAACUCCUAGACAUGAAACUCCCUGACCAAACCACAAAAGAUCGAAACAUGAUUUUUUCACAAGUAGAUCCCAGACCUUGCCCAGACUACAAAAGAAAAGGACAGGACAGGAAGAGGAAAGGGAAACGCCAGCAAAAUCCAUUAAGUUCCUGGAAAAUGCAGGCAAACUCUCCCAUUGGAAAGCAUGAGGAAUGAUACCUGUGACAGAAUGAGGCCUGGACCUCCUCUUUUUAAAUGUAAGAUUUCUGUAUUGCAAUUGCUUUGUUUACUCCCAGCGUUAAAAAGCUGUGCAGGCAGGAGCCUACCAAGGUUGGAGUGGGCCCGGAGACGAGAAUUUAAAAUGGGCCCCUCGCUGCCUUCCUCUCCUUCCCCUGGCCCCAUGACUCUGCUAACUAUCCCAACUACAGUUACAAGGUGUAAAUAGCAGCAGAACCAACUAAUACAACAGUAAUCAAUGAAGACCUUUAAUCAUUGCACAUAUCUCAACUCAAGCACCAGCUGUAUUAUAGUUAUACUAUAAGGGAGGGGGGAGCAGUUAUUGUUUGCAUGGCAAACAUGCCCCUAAAGCAUUGUCUGGUAAUUAAGCAAUAAAUGAAUAAGGCCAUUCUACUAUUUUCACUCCCCCCACCCACCAUAUAUACACCAGUCUGAGAUUAUACUUCAUGUACCCAAUGAUGUGGACUGUACUCCAUGAAAACUUGUGCUAUAAGCCAUGCGUUAGUCUUUAAGGUGUGUCACAAGACUCUUCAUUGUUUCUGGAGAAUAAAGAGAUUCUGGCAAAAAUCCUGAUUUCCAGGGUUUUUUUUAAAGCUG
This is a messenger RNA of Hemicordylus capensis (graceful crag lizard), 3079 nucleotides long. Its product is annotated as H-2 class II histocompatibility antigen, A-U alpha chain-like. Gene Ontology annotation, biological process: peptide antigen assembly with MHC class II protein complex; immunoglobulin production involved in immunoglobulin-mediated immune response; positive regulation of T cell activation. The record is from RefSeq and is a predicted model, not a curated record. The transcript is spliced from 5 exons. Gene Ontology annotation, molecular function: MHC class II protein complex binding. Lineage: Eukaryota; Metazoa; Chordata; Lepidosauria; Squamata; Cordylidae. Bases 194 to 988 code for a protein of 264 amino acids. Gene Ontology annotation, cellular component: MHC class II protein complex; membrane.